Messenger RNA from Alosa alosa (allis shad), 1910 nucleotides. RefSeq lists its product as uncharacterized. Lineage: Eukaryota; Metazoa; Chordata; Actinopteri; Clupeiformes; Clupeidae. The record is from RefSeq and is a predicted model, not a curated record. The coding region runs from base 1045 to 1542 and encodes 165 amino acids. The transcript is spliced from 4 exons. Gene Ontology annotation, molecular function: protein-lysine N-methyltransferase activity. Gene Ontology annotation, biological process: regulation of mitochondrial ATP synthesis coupled proton transport; peptidyl-lysine trimethylation; positive regulation of proton-transporting ATP synthase activity, rotational mechanism. Gene Ontology annotation, cellular component: mitochondrion.
CUCUUGAAUUAAUCUUGUAAAUUAAUUCAAUUUGUAGAUAGUCUACUCAUUAUGAAUUACAAAAUAUAAUGCAGCUUGAAUGUGUCUUCAAUUAAUUUGUACAUAAUUUGGUUAAUUUGUUAGAAGCCUAUAUAAACAGGUUGGUCUAAUUUUCUAUUUUUGUGUGCAUUCUAAGUGGGUUAGGCUACGUUAUUUACGACGUUCGACAUUCCCAACAGCUCUAACAAUGCAUUCACCACCUGUAAACCGAUUCUUCUUCGCAUGGAAAAGUUGGAAAGUCUGUCGCAGAUUUCUUUCUAGAAAAUACUCUGCUUGGAAGAGUGCUAGGCCUACUCUGAAGCCCUCCUAUGGGUGGAAGUGGUACUGCACUUGUUUAUCUUGCAGUUAACAAUUACAGUAUAAAGGAAUAUAUAUAUUAAAAUAUAGCCUACGAUUUCUAUAUUCUUUUCUAGCUUUUAAAUAUUGGUCAUAUCAUCAUGUUUUUUACUCAUAGUUUCAAUUAGUUUCGAUAAUUGUAGCCUUUUAUUUGCUUGGAUAAGAACCCCACACAUACAUUUUCAAUCACUAUUCUUUUAGGGGCUGUCUAACAUGGAUGAUGACAUCGAAGUCAUUCUUCAGGACAGAAGCAUUAAGUUACAUCAGCAAAAGCUGGACAAUCCUAUAUUCACUGCUUGUACCGGAGCUCUGCUUCUAGGUGCCUACAGACUUUGGUCUGUAUUUGCACUUCCUGGGUUUCGGAAAGUACCCAUAAGCCUCAAGGUAGCCUUACUCAUGAGGGUGGACAGAUGGGCUGUCCAAGUCUAGCUUUCUUUAGAUGUUUCUGUUUUGACAUCCUCCACAAAUGCCCUGAUCUUGAAAAAUGCCUGUGCACAUUCAAAAGCUUGACCUUAAUGUGUAUGGUAUGGAGCCAGUGAAGUUAGGUGAUACUAUCUCAUAGUCUACGUGCUGCAUAGUACUUCACAAAGCACCACAGAUACACAGGUGUCCUCAUUUAUUUGGCUUCUGUCUGUUGCUCUUGUCAACAAUGACUUAAAGCUCAAUGCCAUGCAGGUACCCUACUUGCCCUCGAGUAAAACACAGACGCAGAAUGUAAUGAACCUGCUGCAUGGACGCAGGGGUCGUCUGGUCGACCUGGGAUCAGGCGACGGGAGACUGGUGUUUGCUGCCUCCGCCGCUGGCCUGCGCUGCACCGGCUAUGAAAUCAACUCCAUCCUGACGACGAGCGCCCGGGUGCGGGCGUGGUUAAGAGGAGUGCCCCCUGGCAGCGCCACCUUUGUCUCUGAAGACUUCUGGAAGACCAACCUGUCAGAUUACAACAAUGUGACAGUGUUCUUGGCCCCAGGUGUGAUGGAUGUACUUGGGGAGAAGCUGUUGAAGGAGCUACCUGAUGAAGCACGGGUUGUAGCCUGCCGAUUCCCCUUCCCUCACUGGCCCUUCUCUGCUUCUGAGGGACAGGGUCUCGACCAAGCCUGGGCAUACGACAUGGGAGCUGUGCGUGGCCAUCUCCUCCAAACCCUCUACACCACGGCCAAAGGCAUAUAGACACAGUAUAAACACUCCCUUUUGUCCACUUGACGGUGGACGUUGAUCUUAUUGUACAAGAUGAGAUCUGUAGCACAAAUGGUACCAAAUGCUCUCCCCUAUUCCCCCUACACAGCUAACCUGAGAUGCUGGAUCAGGAGACGCGCCUUUAUUUGUAUCAAAUAUCAUAAUUUCUGUCACAUCCACAGUCACAUGGAACUUUGGACUUAGUAUUGUGAAGCCAUUCUGUCCAUGUAGUCACACACAACUGCAUUACCCAUAGUCAGUGAUUUCAUAAUGAAACUUUACUCAGAAAAGUGCAAUUAUUUUUUUGUAUUUAUAGUUGACUCCAAAAAAAUGUGAAAAUAACAAUUAAAUCCUAUCAUGAA